CUCAUCCGCUCAAUCGUCUCAAUUCCCUGCGUCUUUAUCACCCUUUCCCCAAGACUCUCCAAAUCGAGUAUCGUCCGAAGGGUCUACUUCCAUUCCUUCUCCUUCCGUCCUGCUCUAUUGCUUAUCUUCAUAUGUUCUAUAUGAUUAGCGGGGAAACUUUCUUGUUUGUUGAUAUUGUGAUUUACAGUAGAAAAAGAAUAUAUCUUACUAGAGUCUUAGCAUUUAUAAGGAUUUGGAGUUAAUUGAAAUGUCAAACCCAAAAGUUUUCUUUGAUAUCCUUGUUGGAAAAAUGAAGGCUGGUCGAAUUGUAAUGGAACUGUUUGCAGAUGCUACUCCGAGAACCGCAGAAAACUUCCGCGCCCUAUGCACUGGAGAGAAAGGGAUUGGUAAAGCUGGGAAGGCACUACAUUAUAAAGGCUCAACCUUUCACCGUAUUAUCCCAAAUUUCAUGUGUCAGGGCGGAGAUUUCACGAGGGGAAAUGGAACUGGAGGAGAAUCAAUCUAUGGUGAGAAAUUCCCAGAUGAGAAUUUCAAGGUGAAGCACACAGGACCUGGAGUUCUGUCCAUGGCAAAUGCUGGACCAAACACAAAUGGUUCUCAGUUCUUUAUUUGCACCGAGAAGACCUCAUGGCUUGAUGGUAAACAUGUUGUGUUUGGUAAAGUUGUGGAAGGCUAUAAUGUUGUUAAGGAGAUGGAGAAGGUGGGUUCAGACACUGGGAGGACUUUACAACCUGUUGUUAUUGAAGAUUGUGGUCAGCUAUCAGAAAAUUGAUAUGCAUAAAUGUUACAUAAAUUUAAUAUUUUUUUUCAUUAAUUUUAGUUAAUUUGAAUUAUCUAUGAUCAACUUCCUAUCUCAGUUAUCGCUUUUGUCUUCUAUCUCUGGUUGCUCCCUCUCUGUAUCUCUACAUGCAUCAUAAAUAUUUCACUUUAUCUCA
Molecule: messenger RNA, 935 nt
Organism: Carica papaya (papaya)
Lineage: Eukaryota; Viridiplantae; Streptophyta; Magnoliopsida; Brassicales; Caricaceae
Product: peptidyl-prolyl cis-trans isomerase CYP19-3
Biological process (GO): protein folding; protein peptidyl-prolyl isomerization
Cellular component (GO): cytoplasm
Molecular function (GO): cyclosporin A binding; peptidyl-prolyl cis-trans isomerase activity
Source: RefSeq, a predicted model, not a curated record